This is a messenger RNA of Annulohypoxylon maeteangense, 1263 nucleotides long. Its product is annotated as FAD/NAD(P)-binding domain-containing protein. Gene Ontology annotation, molecular function: FAD binding. NCBI's taxonomy places the organism in Eukaryota, Fungi, Ascomycota, Sordariomycetes, Xylariales, Hypoxylaceae. Bases 1 to 1263 code for a protein of 420 amino acids. The transcript has a single exon. The record is from RefSeq and is a predicted model, not a curated record.
AUGACACAAAUGAAAGUCCUCAUCAGCGGCGGUGGCAUAGCCGGAAAUGCUCUAGCAUUUUGGCUCGGCAAGCUAGGCCACGAUGUUACAAUCGUCGAAUGGUUUCCCACCCUACGAACCACAGGGCUCCAGAUCGACCUACGCGGCCACGGCGUCGAAGUCUUGAAGCGAAUGGGUCUCGAGCAGGCCUUCCGUUCAAAGAGUGUCCCAGAACAGGGCUCAGAGAUAGUAAACAGCGCAGGGGUGCGACAGGCUUUAUUCCCAGCCAACAGGUCGGGCAAGGGGCUACAGAAUUUCACUACCGACUGGGAAAUCAUGAGGGGUGAUUUAUGCCAGCUUUUAUACGAGGAGUGCAAGGAUCAUACGAAAUACAUCUUCGGCACGUCUAUCCAAAGUUUCGAGGAGAAGGGUAACAGCAUCGAAAUUAGAUUUACGAACGGUAAAACGGACCGAUUCGAUCUCCUAGUCGGCGCCGACGGCAUCGGGUCGAAGACGCGCAAGAUGAUGGUCGGCCCAGACGCGGACGACGGGUUUCGCCCUCUGCGCAACAUCUACAUCGCGUACUUCACCAUCCCCCGACCGAUCUCGGCCGGCGAGGAGUACCUCGCCACCAUGUACAUCGCCCCGGGCGGACGCGCCGUCAUGCUUCGAAGACACAGCCCGGAUCAGAUGCAGGUCUACCUCAUGUGCAAGAACGACUCCAAGCGACUCAAGAACUCGCGUCGGGGCGACACUAGGGAGGAGCGCGCCGCGCUAACGGAUAUCUUCCGUGGCGCAGGAUGGGUGACGGAGCAGGUUCUUGUGGAUAUGGAUCGGAGCGACGAUUUCUACCUCGAGCACAUGGGCCUUGUUAAGCUGGACGCUUGGUCGAGUGGCUCCGUGACGCUCCUUGGUGAUGCGGCGUACUGUCCUUCGGCGAACACGGGGAUGGGAACGUCUUCUGCUAUUGUGGGCGCGUAUGUUCUCGCUGGCGAGAUUGGGAGACAUUGUAAAGAGGGUGUCGAUGUCAAGGAAGGCCUGGCGGUCGCGCUUAAAGCGUAUGAGCAGACGUUUCGGCCCUUCGUGGAUCAGGUGCAGAAGGGGUUGUCGGAGGAUUCGGGCGCUUGGGCGAAUCUGAUGCCGACGACGGCGUUUGGGAUUCGCGUUAUGUGUUUUGUUGUCUGGGUGAUGGCACUCUUUAGGAUGAAUGUUAUUGGGCGGUGGUUACUUAGGGAGGAUGUUAAGUGGAAUCUCCCCGAGUACAAGGAGAUCCUGCGGAAGUAG